GCAGAGCGCGACGCGAUGCCCCCCGGCGCCCCCGAAAGACCAUCUGGGAGAAGCCUAAAGGUGGAGCAGCUGAGACCCACAGCCUCCCUCCAGGACCUGCCUCAGUCGCGGUGCUGCCAAGGAAAGGUCUUGCAUGAGGAGCAUGUUGAACUCUUGAUGGAGGAGUUUGCAUUCCUGAAAAAAGAAGUGGUGGGAAAAGACCUGCUAAAAGGGUCUCUCCUCUUUACAGCUGGCCCAUUGGAAGAAGAGCGGUUUGGCUUCCCUGCGUUCAGUGGCAUUUCUCGCCUGACCUGGCUGGUCUCCCUCUUUGGGGAACUUUCUCUUAUAUCCGCCACUUUGGAAGAGCGAAAGGAAGAUCAACAUAUGAAAAUGACUGUGUGCUUAGAGACAGAGAACAAACGUCCGCUCACAUGGAUUGAAGAGAAAGGACCUGGUCUAAAACGAAACAGACAUUUAAGCUUCCAUUUUAAAUCUGGGUCCCUGGAGAAUAUGCCAAAUGUAGGAGUCAAUAAGAAUAUUUUCCUGAAAGAUCAAAACAUAUUUGUCCAGAAACUCUUGGGCCAGUUCUCUGAAAAGGAACUGGCUGCUGAAAAGAAACGCAUCCUGCACUGCCUGUGGCUUGCAGAAGAAAUCCAGAAAUACUGCUACUCAAAGAAGUAAGAGAAGGAAACAUGCGGCACAUCUAAGAUGGGACCAUAGUUUGCUUUUUAUGAAGAGUUGACCUCUAUCUCUAUUCUUACAAUUAAACAUAUCUUGGGCAAACAGGAUUUGCUUACUGUCCCGAGCUGUGUUGGGAGUGAUAUUUGGGAGUUGGGACACAUGUAAUAGGGAUGAGAGAACUAACCUUGGUAGAGCUGAGCCAAGUGCUUCGUAUGCCUGAUUUAAUUUACUCUUCCCAACAGCCCUAUCAGAUGGGUAUUACCAGGUUUGUUUUCAUUAGUGUAUUGGAAAAUUUUAUUUGAAGUCACCCAGAUAGUAAAUACGAGAACCAGCCUUUAAAUCUUACUCAUGCACUGAACCACUGCAAAAAUAGCCUCUUCCCUGCUUUAAGGAGUUAUGUUUCACCCAACAAACUGUCACUUGGCGAGUAUGCUAGGUGCUAAGGAUUCUAAAAAUGAGUAAGACAUAGCCGCUUUCCUCGCUAACCUUGUCGAAAGCAAACCAGUCAUACAAACUGGUCACUGUAAUGUAAUAGGUCCAGUAAAAGAGCUAUGCCCCUGGUCAUCUGGAGAAAGGUUUGGGGAAAACCUACAAACCAAAUCUUCAUAACUAGGUUAGUUGUGUACAGGUGAGAGGAGGGCUUUUCUUGGCAGAGUGCUGACGCGACCAAAGAGAAGGAAGUGAGAAACAAGCUGGUGAGUACCCUGGGAACAGUGUUGCUAGAGCAUUGUGUCUGGAGGAGGGAGUCCCAGAGAUUAAAUCUGUGGGGUCCCUAUAAGCCAGAUCAAGGAGCUAGGGUCUUAUUUCUUAGGCACUGAAGGCUCUUAUUUAACAGGGGAGUGGCAUGGUCAGUUUUCUAGUUUAGAAAUGAAAACUUCCAGGAGGAAAUGAGACUUGAGACCAAGGAGGAGGCAUCCCGUCAAGAGCCAACAAAUGUGUUCAUACUUGCAGCCCUUGGCUUAUCUAGACUCACUGCUUCUGUUGAGACACAGCUGACUUGAGGCAGAGCUGAUUCCCAGGAAUCUUCCCUUUCAUUUCAUUGGUUGUCCUGUUGCAUUUUCUUUGAAGCUUGUGUUAGAUUUCUUGCCUUUGUGAAUGUCUCCCUCUUGCUUUUUGCCUACUACCUUCCCAUUGUGAGGUUUAGGAGCUGGGAAGUCAUUGGUGUCAGCACUCUAUUUUCUACCUCGAUUUCCAUGAUUCUGUCACCAUAUACCUCAAGGUAGAAACCAAAACUCCUUAAGGUUGUUCUUUUAUUUGCCAUGUAAAACAGUUUAAUAAAUAUUGGUCAGUUA
Felis catus (domestic cat) is the source of this 1952-nucleotide messenger RNA. RefSeq names its product biliverdin reductase A-like. The record is from RefSeq and is a predicted model, not a curated record. Gene Ontology annotation, biological process: heme catabolic process. Bases 16 to 660 code for a protein of 214 amino acids. The transcript is spliced from 4 exons. NCBI's taxonomy places the organism in Eukaryota, Metazoa, Chordata, Mammalia, Carnivora, Felidae. Gene Ontology annotation, molecular function: biliverdin reductase [NAD(P)H] activity; zinc ion binding.